CGCGAAGCAAAUCUACCGACCCAAGCUUUGCGGAUAGAGAGUUCGCAUGCCCCGACAUCCAGUUCGCUCCCACAGCCGUGCCCGCUAGACCCCGCUCCAGCGAUGGAGUCCGCCGCAGAUACCUUCAACAACUCCAACGCCUCCUCCCUGGCGGGCGGCUACUCAACCUACAAGCAGGGUCCGGUGGUCACCCUGGUCUUCAUCGUGGGCUACACCCUGUGCUUCGUGCUGUGUGUGGUCGGCAACUCCUUCGUCUGUGCCAUCGUCGCCAAGUACCACAACCUCCACACCGUCACCAACUUCUUCAUCUUCAACCUGGCCGCGGCAGACCUGCUGGUAGCGCUCUUCUGUAUGCCCGUGACUCUCAUCAGUAACAUCGUCACCGCAUGGCCGUUCGGAGGUGUCAUCUGUAAGCUAUCCCCGUUUAUGCAGGGGGUGUCCAUAGGGGCGUCCAUCUUCACGCUGGUCGCCAUAGCGGCAGACAGAUACCUGGCCGUUGUCCACGUCCCCCAGGGUAAGAUAAGCGGUCGCCAGGCGGCGCUGUCCAUCGCCGCUAUCUGGCUGCUGGCGGCCGCCAUCAACAUCCCCCAGGCAGUCGUGCUCGAAGUAGCGCCUCAUGACUUCGGCGACGGGGUAACCGUUUCCGCCUGUCAGGAGGAAUGGCCGAGCAUGAACCACCGCCGUGCCUACACCAUCAUGUUCUUUCUGCUGCUGUUCGUGGUGCCUAUCUCCGUCAUCGCCUACAUGUACGUCCAGGUGGCCAACAACAUCUGGUACCGGCCUGUGGCGACCUCCGUGCCGCGGAAGCUGGCAGAUCCCCACGAGAAGAAGAAGACCUGGGUAGUGAAGAUGCUGGUGGUGGUGGUGGUCCUGUUCUUCGUGUGCUGGCUGCCGCUCCACCUCAUCACCCUCAUCGGCGACUGGUCGGAUCCCUACGCCAGCCACGCCGAGGUCGUCUUCGUCUACCUCUACCCGAUCGCUCAUUGGCUGGCCUACUUCAACAGCUGCAUGAACCCGGUGGUCUACGGGUACUACAACAAGAACUUCCGGCGGCUCUGCGACUCCAAACUCGGCCGCCAUGGCGGGAUGGACAGGGACAAAACCAACGGAAACGUCAACGCCACGGAGAACAAGGAGAACUACCAGCUGCAGGUGAUUGAGACGGGUACGGAGCAGCAGCCGACCAGACGCACCACCGUUUCCGCCAUCACCAUGGGAACCAUGGCGUCAACACCUGACGGGACCCACGUCCACGCUGACGUAGCCGUGUAGAUCACGGCUGUCCGUUAAAUUUCAAACAGUACGUACCGUUAAAUUUCAAACAGUACGUAUAUCGCACAUACUUGCUCAUUGCAAGUACCAAAGACAAUGGCUCUGUUUGUAUUAUGUGAAACGAGCACUGCACGAAAUGCUACCUUUUAGCAAGUAGACUCAAAAUCAAACUUGAACCUCCUUGCUUUACGCAUACCUUAAACCAUGCGUAAAGGUAUACGCGAGUGGAGAAACGAAAGCUUUACGCAUUCUUUAAUAAUAUGUGCGUUAAGUCCGGAUUUUGUGUAGUGA
This is a messenger RNA of Branchiostoma belcheri (Belcher's lancelet), 1563 nucleotides long. Its product is annotated as neuropeptide FF receptor 2-like. Gene Ontology annotation, molecular function: neuropeptide receptor activity; peptide binding. NCBI's taxonomy places the organism in Eukaryota, Metazoa, Chordata, Leptocardii, Amphioxiformes, Branchiostomatidae. The record is from RefSeq and is a predicted model, not a curated record. The transcript has 6 exons. The coding region runs from base 103 to 1272 and encodes 389 amino acids. Gene Ontology annotation, cellular component: membrane. Gene Ontology annotation, biological process: G protein-coupled receptor signaling pathway.